UCGAAACGUUGCGAAACACCUCAAGUAGUACCUGCAGUACACUGAAACGUUUUGCAGAAUUUUGAUGAUCCGUUGUUCAUGCUAACUUCGGAAGAAAACCCAGUCAUCCACAAUUUCAACGAACCAAGCCAAACCUAUUCUACUAGCUUUCCACAACAGACGGUGGACUUCAGUGCCUUGGAAAACAAUGUGCGAAUCAUCGACGCCAAUGAGUAUGCUGUCAACAAUCCUCUCUUGCUUGGAGGUCAUCCUUCGCCUGUUACGAAUCGCUUCUCUGGCAACGAAAUCGGUUUAAAUGACAUAGAAUCGACGAUUUUUAUUGAUGAAAGUGCCGGAAUGGGGGUUCCUGACAAGAGUUCCGACUUUUCCAAUGUUACGGAGGAUUGGAUUCAAAAUAAUAACCACGAUAACCCAUAUCAAUCGAAUUCACCCGUGGAAGCUUAUCCAAAAUUGGUAACGGUUCCCAAUGAACAAUGCAUGCCAACAGAAAACUCUGCAUCGACUUUAUCUCUAAGAACUGAACCGUCUGGUAGUAUUCCAUCUACUGCGGAGAGCAACGGUAAGAUAAUUAUUAGAACCGCGACACCUCCGAAAAUAGAAAAGCGUAUCGCUAAACCUAAGGAGAUACACGCAAUCCCUACAAGGAAAAACAGUAGGACCCGCGUUGUUGCUCCAAAGAAGAAGAAUGCCUCUCCUAAAGUUGAAGAAUCAAAAGAGACUAAAAACGCGCUCAAAAGCUCUGCUGAAACAACUUUGCAGUCACCUCCUUCCAAGGGUGCUAAGAUUGCGACAGAAGCUAUGCCGACAUUAGGGCUCACCCUGUCUAGUCAAAUUGAGGCUAAGCUGGAACUUACUAACUUAAUUCAAGAAUACUCACCCAGAAGCGAAGGUAAAGUUCCUGCGGUUCCAACAAAAAUUCUAUGUCACGAGAGACCCCUCGAAAGUCCUGUGGGAAAACCGGCCACUGAGUCAAUUAAAGAGAAUUUGAAUUCGCUUCCUUACAAGAUCCCUAAAAUCGGUGCUGAUAGAAAAAAUAUACCGAAAUUUGACUGCAAUGCACCAACUCAAAUUGACAUUAGCACUGGUCUAACUAAAUUGAACUCUCCACAUCCAGAACCUCAACCAUCUGCCAAUAUUCCAUCUAUUGAGGAGAGCAACAGUAACAAUGUUACUAGAUCUGCGAUACCUCCGAAGAUGCUUGAAAAACGUAUCGCUGAACCUAAGGAGGUAUCCGUCGUCCCUACAAGGAAAAACAGUAAGACCCCCGUUGUUGCUCCAAAGAGGGAACGUCUCUCUUAUAAGGUCGAAGAAACUAAAAACACUAAAAACGAGCUCAAAAGGUCUGCUAAAGGUACUUUACAGCCACCUCCUUCCAAGUUCGCCAAGUUUGCAUCAGGAGCUCGUCAAAUUGAGGCUAAGUUUGAACCGGCUAGCUUAAUUGCAGAAUACUCACCCAGAAGUGACGGUAAAGUUCCUGCGGUUCCAAAAAAAGUUCUAUGUAAUGGAAGACCCCACGAAAGUCUUUUAGGAGAACCAGCCACUGAAUCAAUUAAAGAGAAUUUGAAUUCGCUUUCCUACAAAAUCCCUAAAAUUGGUAUUAAAAAUGUGCCGGAAUUUGACCGCAAUGUGCAAAGUCAAAUUAAGGCCGACAUUGAUCUAGCUAAGUUGAUUGAGAAAACUGAAAAGAAUACAUCCAGAGGCAAAUACAGUAGCCCAACGCCAGAACAUACAACAUCUUCAAGCCAAGUAUUUGCAGCUCGAGUACACACUGACAACAAUACUACUAACAAUUCGGACUCUGUCGUUCAUCAGGCGAUGCAUAACGUAAUCAAACAAGGGAAGAGGAGCUCAAUGUCUAACAAUAAAGGAAAAGAAGUGCCUCAGCCUCAAGCUAAGCCAGGAAAGUCUACAUAUAGCUCAGCGUCUGGAAUAUCACUUGGCUUUAAUCACUCCCAUGACUAUUCAUACGACAACAGAGAUUCCAGAAGCCCGCGAUCGACAUCCGGUUCCAGCUCUGACAAGAAGUCGUCCUCUUCUGCACAUCGCAGCCAAAGUUACUAUCCUGGAUCCCCUUACAAAUCAGUCGACUAUGAACAUCAAGAAAGACCGAGCAAGAUCCGUGAUGCAGGAUCACUAGAAGAAUUAUCGUACUCGAAGGAAAAUGGUAGCAGUAGCAAACAAGGGAAGGCAACAUCAAGGUCCAACAAUCAAGAAAGGGAAGUGACUCAGCCCCAAGCCGAGCCGCGAAAGUCUACACAUAGCUCAGCGUCUGGAAAAUCAAUUGAAUUUAAUCACUCCCAGAAUGCAUACGAUUCUUCUGCACAUCACAGCCAAAAUUACUAUCUUGGAUCCCCUUACAAAUCAGUCGACUAUGAACAUCAAGAAAGACCGAGCAAGAUCCGUGAUGCAGGAUCACUAGAACAAUUAACGUACUCAAAGGAAAAUGGUAGCAGUAGCAAACAAGGGAAGGCAACAUCAACGUCCAACAAUCAAGAAAGAGAAGUGACUCAGCCCCAAGCCGAGCCGCGAAAGUCUACACAUAGCUCAGCGUCUGGAAAAUCAAUUGAAUUUAAUCACUCCCAGAAUGCAUACGAUUCUUCUGCACAUCACAGCCAAAAUUACUAUCUUUCUAGCGGAACCGUUUUCAAAUCGGCUGACUAUGGACAUCAAGAAAGACCGAGCAAUACACGUUAUGCAGAAUCAGUGAAAGAGUUACCUUGCCCAAAGGAAAAAUACGAAACCGAGCAACAUGUCCAGCAAGAGUCUAGUAGUAGUAUCGUUAAUCAGUCGCUGUAUGACGCUAUCAAACAAGGGAAGGGAAGAUCAAUAUCCAACAAUAAAGAAAAAGAAGCACUCCAGCCCCAAGCCAAGCCACGACAAUCUACAUAUAUCUCAGCAUCUGGGAUGUCAGUUGAAUUCAAUCACUCACAGGAUUCUCCAUACGACAACAGGGACUCCUGGAGCUCGCAAUCGACAUCCAGUUCCAAGUCUUACAAGAAGUUGUCCUCUUCUGCUCAUCACAGCCAGAGUUACUAUCCGUCUAGUGGAUCCGCUUACAAAACAGCUGACUAUAAACAUCAAGGAAGACCGAGCCCAAAGGAAACAUACGAAAAUGAGAAACAUGGCCAACAAGGUAGUGGCGGUUCUGAAUGGUACAGGAAUUUUGACCAGUUUUUUGGUGAAGCUUCGCCCUUCCAAUAGCCUAUUUUCAUAUUAUAUAGCAACAAUGUCAAGAGACCUCUUUUAACCUACGAAGAUCGUUCAUUAUGAUCAAAAAACAAUGUAUUUUUGGAAUAUUUUUUGAUGUAAUCGCCGUUCAGCUCGUUGCACUUUUCCACCAUUUCAAGCCGUCAGAAAAGUACGAUUUUUGGAAGGCUUCAUUUGAUGUGGAUCGCUCUUUUCCCAUUUCCCCGCAAAAAAAUAUUGUUUCGUUAUGAAAUACAAAUGAAGCCUUGUGAUGGAUAUAACUCCAAUUGUCACAGUUAUCCUAAUGAGUUAAUGUAUAUGUGCAGUGGGUCAAAAAAGGAUUGACACACCCCAUUUAUUUCUUGAAUGUCACUAACGAAAGGAUGCUUUUUUUACAUUUAAGAUAAAUGUUCGUCAGAGGCUAAAGGUUUGUUCGAACAGUGGUCGGUGACUUGUCAGUGACUGUGUCUGGGAUCCGGCCGUUUAAAUUCCGUCUAUAUACCUUGACAGUGUGAAAGGAAUUUGUGUGACGGCAUCUUGGACACGAUCAUUGAAAGGUUGACGACUGCUGUACGAACAGGCAUUAAAUCUUGGUCUUGCGCCAUAGUGAGUAAAUACGUUUUCUAAAAACUGAUCUUUGAUCAUAUUAAAGCCAUCUCUUCGAUUUCUUAACGACUUAUUGAACGACCCUCGUAGGAUCACUUAAGUAAAACUGAAUUUAUUUGUCAUGUGCCUCAGUUUAGUUGUAAGUUAUACUAAUUCUUCAACUGUCUAAACCAAUAUGAGGCUGUUGCUUUUGGUAUGUCGAAGAUGUCAUAAUUUCGUUACUAGAAAACUCUACGCGGUACAGUGAAUGUGUAUACAGUCCUUGGGCUUUUUAUUUUAGCGUCUAUACGAGAAUCCGAUUUGGGUCUACAGACUACAGAAUAUUCUGGGACAACUCUUUGUACUAUUGUUGAUACGUACUUAGCGGUUUACCAUUUAUCCUUACGUCACUUGCAUAAUAUUUCACACAAUUUUCAUUUAAAAUAAAGAACAAGCGAAGUCAAGAUCAGUAUUUUUUUAAAGAAACAGGAAUGAUUGUGCAUAAACUUAUAUGAUGUUUGUAUAAUGAUAUGUAUAUGAUUACUUUUUGUAUUAAUGUACUGUUUUUUCUCAAUUUUAAAGAACUGUAUCAUAUAAGAUUUUUACAUUGAAC
Messenger RNA from Acanthoscelides obtectus, 4384 nucleotides. The record is from the annotation of a GenBank genome assembly. Lineage: Eukaryota; Metazoa; Arthropoda; Insecta; Coleoptera; Chrysomelidae.